AUGGGCGACGCGGGCAUUUUACCUCCUCAAAAAUCACUGGACGUCAACUCUCUUCUCCAGCAAUUGACCAUAGAGGAGAAAGUCUCGCUCACAGCAGGGAGAGACUUCUGGCAUACAACGCCGGUUCCUCGCCUUUCGAUUCCCUCAAUACGUCUAUCUGAUGGACCCAACGGUGUUCGUGGAACAAGGUUCUUCGACAGUGUGCCAGCUGCCUGUCUGCCAUGUGGCACAGCCAUGGGCGCCACUUUCGACAACGAUCUCAUCCGCCAGCUCGGCCGUCUUCUAGGUCAGGAAGCCAAAGCGAAGGGCGCGCAUGUGCUGCUCGGUCCAACAAUCAAUAUCCAGCGUUCACCGUUAGGUGGACGUGGAUUUGAAUCUUAUUCUGAGGAUCCGCUAUUAUCUGGCAUUCUUGCUGGCGAGUUCUGUAGAGGUGUGCAGGAUGAGAAAAUUGUACCCACCCUGAAGCACUUUGUCUGCAACGACCAGGAGGACCAGAGGAUGGCUUACAAUGCCAUUUUGACGGACCGAGCCUUGCGCGAGAUUUACCUUUUGCCAUUCCAGAUCGCCACCAGAAUUGCGAAUCCCGGUGCUGUGAUGACUGCGUAUAACAAGGUGAAUGGUGUCCAUGCAUCUGAGUCGCAGAACCUGCUGGAAAAUAUACUGAGAGGAGAGUGGGGCUGGGACGGCCUCGUUAUGAGUGACUGGUUCGGCACAUAUAGCACCUCGGAAGCGAUCAAGGCCGGCCUCGACUUGGAGAUGCCUGGAUCUACACGAUGGCGAGGAGCAGCACUGACGCACGCCGUAUCGGCUAAGAAGAUCAUGACGACAACAUUGGACGACCGGGUACGCAAUAUUCUGAACCUGAUCAACAAGACAGCAGCAUCAAACAUUCCUGAGAACGCACCUGAGACCGAGCUCAAUCGAGAUGAGGACAGGGAGCUAUUACGGCGAGCGGCUGCCGAGUCUAUUGUGCUGCUCAAGAACGAGGACAAUAUCUUACCUCUGAAGAAAGACAAACCAGUCCUCGUGAUUGGUCCAAACUCGAAGAUCGCAGCAUAUUGUGGUGGUGGUAGUGCUGGGCUGAAUGCUUACACAGCCAUAACACCGUUCCAAGGUAUCAGCUCUCGAUCGACGUCCACUGUAUCCUUCUCGCAAGGCGCAUACGCACACAACAAUCUUCCUGAGCUAGGUCCUCAUCUCACCACAUCGGCAGGCAAAUCUGGAUUUGCUUUUAGUGUCUACAAUGAGCCACCAGAAGCACCGAACCGGUCGCUUUUAGAGGAGCGACAUCUGACAGCAUCAAAUAUGUUCUUUAUAGAUUAUUCUCAUCCUCAACUGAAUGAGAUCUGGUAUGCAGAUGCUGAAGGCACCUUUACGCCAGAAGCAUCGGGUAUUUACGACUUCGGCUUGGCUGUACAAGGUACUGCAAGGCUGUACGUCGAUGGCCAAGUCAUAGUCUCGAAUGUGGAGAAUCAGAAGCCCGGCACAUCUUUCCUAGGUUCUGGAACCAUCGAAGAGAUAGGCUCAUGUCAACUUGAGAAAGGCAAACAGUACAAGGUUCUUGUUCAGUGGGGCUGUGCGAAGACGUCGAAACAUAAGGUUGGUGGUAUCAUCGAUUUCGGUCAUGGUGGCCUCCGUUUUGGUGGAUGCUUACGCUUGUCUAGCGAGCAGGCUAUCGAAGAGGCUGUUGUUGCAGCCAAAGAAGCAGAGCAGGUUGUCAUUUUCGCUGGCUUGAAUGGAGAAUGGGAGUCAGAAGGCUUUGACAGGGACACUAUGGCAUUGCCAUCUGGAACGGACAAGCUGAUCUGCAGUGUUCUUGAAGCAAACUGUAAUAGCGUUGUGGUGAUUCAAGCCGGUACUCCUGUCGCGAUGCCCUGGAUCAACAAAGCGAAGUCGGUACUACACGCGUGGUAUGGCGGAAACGAGACAGGAAACGGCCUUGCCGAUGUGAUAUACGGUAAUACGAAUCCUUCCGCCAAACUCCCACUCACGAUACCCAGACGUGUCAACGACAAUCCCGCCUUCUUGAACUACCGAUCAGAUGCCGGUCGAACACUGUACGGAGAGGACAUCUUCGUAGGAUAUCGAUGGUACGACAAAGUCGAGAUCGAUCCCCUGUUCGCUUUCGGGCAUGGUCUGAGCUACACGAGUUUCGAGCUGAAGGACCUCCACGUCUCAGGGAACGGAUCGACGAAGACUAUCUCGUUGACACUGACCAAUACUGGGUCGAUGGCAGGUGCAGAAGUCGUGCAGGUUUAUGUGGCGCCAUCGACAUCCUCAAAAGCAGCACAUAGAGUGAUUCGACCAGUCAAGGAAUUAAAAGGUUUCGCCAAAGUCUACCUCGAGCCGCAACAUAGCCAGGUUAUCGAGAUACCUGUUGAGAUGGUUCGCGCAACGAGCUUCUGGGACGAAGAACGCGGCGCUUGGUGCUCCGAGAAGGGGGCUCAGAAGUCGAAAUCUCGGCAACCCGAUGGUGGUCCGGACUAUGAUCUGCGAUGCUUCGGGAUCUAUCUGGCGUGA
Lithohypha guttulata is the source of this 2520-nucleotide messenger RNA. RefSeq lists its product as uncharacterized. NCBI's taxonomy places the organism in Eukaryota, Fungi, Ascomycota, Eurotiomycetes, Chaetothyriales, Trichomeriaceae. Gene Ontology annotation, biological process: glucan catabolic process. The record is from RefSeq and is a predicted model, not a curated record. Bases 1 to 2520 code for a protein of 839 amino acids. The transcript has 2 exons. Gene Ontology annotation, molecular function: beta-glucosidase activity.